GAAACACCAAGAGAAAACAAAAGACAAGAAAAUUGUGCAUGUGGUGCUGUCUAUAUAUAUAUGUUGGGGUAUGAAGCCAAACUGGCCUGGGAGAAAAGCUGAUUGCCAAUAAAAAUAAUGGCGACUUACUGCCGACAAUGGCUGCUGCUUCUUCUUCUUCUCUUACCUCUCAUGGUGUCAUCAGCAGCUCGUUUCAGAACACCUCUUCUAACUCACAAUUUGGAGGACUCUUCUCCCUCGCCGUUUCCGCCCAACUUUUUCUUCGGCACUUCUUCCUCUUCUUACCAGUAUGAAGGAGGUUAUUUAAGUGAUGGUAAAGGUCUAAGCAACUGGGAUGUUUUCACCCAUCAACCAGGAAAUAUCUUGGAUGGAAGCAAUGGAGAUGUUGCGGCUGAUCAAUACGACUUGUAUAAGGAAGAUGCAGAUCUAUUGGCGUCUCUGGGAGUCAAUAGCCACAAGUUCUCAAUAUCAUGGUCUCGGGUUCUGCCAAAAGGAAGACAUGGAAACAUUAACUUGGAGGGGAUCAAAUACUAUAGAAAUCUCAUUGAUUCUCUCCUGCUCAAAGGAAUCGAGCCAUUUGUGACUAUAAAUCAUUAUGAUCUCCCUCAAGAACUCCAGGACCGAUUUCAAGGUUGGCUCAGCCCUGAAAUGCAGGAAGAAUAUGCAUACUUAGCAGAUGUGUGCUUCAAUCAUCUUGGUGAUAAAGUGAAGUACUGGAUUACCUUCAAUGAGCCCAACAUGUGGGCCAUUGCUGCCUAUAGGUAUCGGUUGUGGCCCCAUGGCAACUGCAGUGAAGGAAAUGCAACAAAGGAUAUAUUCAUUGUAGCCCACAACAUGAUUCUAGCUCAUGCUGCCGCUGUCAAUAUUUACAGAAAAAAUUACCAGCAACAACAAGGAGGUGAAAUAGGAAUUGCAAUGCUUUUUACCUGGUUUCUACCCAUGACUAACUCCACUGUAGACAAAGCAGCAGCUGAGAGAGCUCAUUCCUUCUUGUCAAACUGGUUCUUGGACCCAAUCAUGUAUGGAUCAUAUCCCAAAGAAAUGAAAGAUAUUUUGGGGUCACAUUUACCAGAGUUUUCAAGUACUGACCUGGAAAAGCUGAAAGCUGGAGGGUCGGAUUUUAUUGGAAUCAACCAUUACACAACCUAUUAUGCCCAAGAUUGCUUGUAUUCUACAUGUGACCCUUCUAUGGCAGGAAACACCAGAGAAGAAGGUUUUGUUGGCCAAAGUCUAUCCAAGAACGGCAAACUUAUUGGGGAACUGGCAGGGUUGGGAUAUAUAGCUGUUUAUCCACCUGGAAUGGAGAAAAUGGUAACUUAUCUGAAAGAAAAAUUUUCAAACAUACCACUUUAUGUAACAGAAAAUGGUUAUUGUGACACAACCACCCCAAACUCUAACAUUGAAGAAGUAUUGAAUGAUACAAAACGAGUCAAAUUCUUUGCUGAUUAUCUAAAUGCCCUUGCAACUGCCAUCAGGAAAGGAGCAGAUGUUAGAGGCUAUUUUAUUUGGUCUUUGUUCGAUAACUUUGAGUGGACAUUUGGAUACACAAAGAGAUUGGGACUUUACCAAUUUGAUCGUGUCACGUUAAAGAGGACUCCAAAAUUAUCUGCAAAAUGGUACAAACAAUUCAUUGCAAAGAAUCGAAAAGUUGAGAGUAAAAUGCAAUUGGGAAAUAUGAUUCUUCAUCAGAAUCAAUGAAAUAUAUAGUUCAUGUGUAAAACUCUACAAGUCCACAUAUCGAACUGUGUAGUAAUAAAUAAUUGAGUAGAGUAUCAAUGCCAUAAGGGCAAAUUUAUUGCUAAUUAUUAAAAUUGUAAUGUUUUAUAUUUUAUUUAGCAAAUGAAAAUUCAAGACUAGUUUGAAA
This is a messenger RNA of Ipomoea nil (Japanese morning glory), 1864 nucleotides long. Its product is annotated as beta-glucosidase 46-like. The record is from RefSeq and is a predicted model, not a curated record. Gene Ontology annotation, biological process: carbohydrate metabolic process. Gene Ontology annotation, molecular function: beta-glucosidase activity. Lineage: Eukaryota; Viridiplantae; Streptophyta; Magnoliopsida; Solanales; Convolvulaceae. Bases 118 to 1698 code for a protein of 526 amino acids. The transcript is spliced from 12 exons.